This is a messenger RNA of Cuscuta europaea, 1726 nucleotides long. The record is from the annotation of a GenBank genome assembly. NCBI's taxonomy places the organism in Eukaryota, Viridiplantae, Streptophyta, Magnoliopsida, Solanales, Convolvulaceae.
CAAUUUUGUGUAUUUCGCGGAGAGCAGGUGGGGCCAUGAGCAUGGGACGUGGCCCGUGGGUUUAAAUAUGGGGCCGGGGACUUUGUUCUUCCCAUUUGCCACCCAAAUUCUUCCGCUCGCCGGAACCACUGAACCAGGAUCCUACCAUCGCUCUUCAUCCACGAGGCGUAUUAUUCGUAUCAAACCUCGUCGGAGUUUAAAUGGAAGCAAUUAAAAGGCAAGCAUCGUGGCUCAGGGAACAGGUUGCUCGCCAACAGCAAGCUGUUCUCAAGCAAUUUGGAGCUGGUGGGUAUGGAGGAUCAGAUUAUAUUGUGACUGAUGAAGCUGAACUCUUACAGUAUCAGAAACUGGAAAUGCUUUAUAUAUCCACCAGGGCUGCUAAGCAUUUACAAAGGGAUAUUGUUCGUGGAGUCGAAGGCUACAUCUUUACUGGGUCCAAGCUAGUUGAGAUAGGAACUAAGCUAUCGGAAGACAGCAAGAAAUAUGGGUCUGGCAACACAUGUACUAACCAUAUUACGUUAUCAAGAGCUGCAUUGUGUUUUUCACAAGCUCUUGCUCACAUGGAGCAGGAACGCGGAAAUCUUUUGAAAUCCCUUGGCACACAGGUUGCAGAGCCAUUAAGAGCUAUGGUAAUGGGUGCUCCAUUGGAAGAUGCACGACAUUUGGCUCAAAAGUAUGACCGGAUGCGACAAGAGACAGAAGCACAGACACUUGAAGUAUCCAAACGACAAGCAAAAUUAAGGGAUAUAAUAGGCAAUCAUGACAUGGAGAUGAAGCUGGAAGCAGCAGAAGCAAAACUGCAAGAUCUGAAAUCUAAUAUGACUAUACUGGGAAAGGAAGCUGCUUCUGCUCUAACUGCUGUGGAAGCACAACAGCAGAGGCUUACACUCCACCGGCUAAUUGACAUGGUUGAAUUAGAACGUGCUUACCAUCUUAGAGUUCUCCAGAUACUUGAACAUUUAGAAGGCGAGAUGAAGUUAGAGCGUGAAAGGAUUGAAGAAUCUCCUAGUGUAGAUAAUUUUCCUCCACCUCCUUCAUAUGAAGAAGUGAACAGUGUACCUACUUCUCCUAUGCAAAAUGGGCCCACUGACAGCAUGGGAUACUUUCUUGGGGAAGUGAUGUAUUCAUAUCACGCCGAGUCUGAUAAGGAGCUUAAUUUAUCAGUUGGAGAUUAUGUUGUUAUACGAAAGGUUUCAAAUAAUGGUUGGGCAGAAGGUGAAUGCAAGGGUAAAGCUGGAUGGUUCCCCUUCAGCUAUGUAGAGAGAAGAGAGCGAGUUCUUGCGAGCAAGGUCAUUCAAGCUCUCUAAUGUCUAAACCACCCUCACAUCCCCCAGAUGUGCCCGGCUUUGCAUUCUCCUGUACAUUUAUUCAAUUCUGUGAUGUUUUCCAAUGGAAAAGGCGGUAAGAAAGUGUCUCCGCGUUGUAGCUAAGCAGAGACAAGGCACUAAAAGUUUGAAAUGGUGCGAUCCUGGAUGGCUAGAUGCAAAAAGGCAUCAAAGGAGCAUGUUUAUGUUAGAUUAGUUUUUUUUUAAAUCUGGUUGAUUAAUUGAAAAUUCUUUCUAUCACUUGAGUAGAGUGUAUUCCAAUAAUGAGUAUACAUACUUCUAUAAUAUGUAGUAGCUUAUUUAUUGAAAAUUUUGCAAGUACAUUGAACUUUGCAUUUAAUUGUUUUGCCUUUUAUGUACUCCAUAUACGCAAUAAUAUAGUACUUCCUCCGUCCUGGUCA